Molecule: messenger RNA, 5443 nt
Organism: Cheilinus undulatus (humphead wrasse)
Lineage: Eukaryota; Metazoa; Chordata; Actinopteri; Labriformes; Labridae
Gene: ehbp1l1b
Product: EH domain binding protein 1-like 1b
Exons: 25
Coding region: 474-4406 (1310 amino acids)
Molecular function (GO): protein binding
Source: RefSeq, a predicted model, not a curated record
CCAGUUAGCAUUAUAGACCUAUAUUAGCUUCAAGGCUUGACUAAGAGGUGUUUGUCUCAUGUGAAUAAAUGCCAGAGCAAUACAGAGAGAGAGAGAGAGCGAGAGCUCGUUUUGGCGUUUGUUUGAAACUUUAGCUAAUGACAGCGAGCAGGGCGGACUCGGUUCCUCUUUGAUUCUCUGCUCAUACAAACGUUACUUCUGUAUUUCAGGAGUUUCUUUUGGGCAACGACCUUCAUUUUUUGCUGCGAGCGUCACUCAACUUUUUUCCAAUGAGAGCGAGCCGCAGCUUGUGUGGAGUUCACCAUCCCCUCAUCAUCAUCAUUACAGGAAACAGCAGAGGAAGAAGCGGACAAUUUAACGGCCUUUAAGACCAGGAGACUGUGGAUUAUUGUUCCGCAGAGGAAUACCCUAUAGUGCUUUUCGUUUCUUUUAUUUACUUUAUUUGUUUCAGACUCUUUUAACUGGAGGAAGUCAUGACUUCAGUGUGGAAGAGACUACAACGAGUUGGUAAAAAGGCGUCAAAGUUUCAGUUCGUUGCCUCUUAUCAGGAACUCGUGUUGGAGUGUACCAAGAAAUGGCAACCAGAUAAGCUAAGGGUGGUGUGGACCAGGAGGAACAGACGUAUGUGCUCCAAGCUCCACAGCUGGCAGCCUGGAAUCAAAAACCCAUACAGAGGCAUGGUGGUGUGGCCCGUCCCUGAGAACAUCGACAUCUCCGUUACGCUUUUCAAGGAGGUCAAUGCAGAUGAGUUUGAGGACAAAGAGUGGACCUUCGUCAUUGAGGGGGAAAAUAAGGGCCAUCGUAAGGUACUUGCAUCUGCAGACAUCAACCUGAAACGGUAUGCGAGCCCAACGCCAACACAGACUGACCUGGAGCUGAAGCUGAAGCCGCUGUCCGUCAAAGUGGUUGAGGCUUCACUCAAGCUGUCUCUUUCCUGUGUGUUUGUUCGUGAGGGCAAGGCCACUGAUGAAGACAUGCAGAGUCUUGCCAGCCUGAUGAGCGUCAAACCAACAGAUAUCGGCAACUUGGACGACUUCAACGAGAGCGAUGAAGAGGAGGACAAAAAGUCUGUCACUGCUGCAGUAGUUCCUCACACUCUCGUUCGUCCAAAUCGACCCGCUCCUCCUCCUCCUGACAAGAGGAGCUCCAUAGGAGCUACUUUAUCAGCCUCAGCCUGUGGAGGUGAUGGUGCUCCUGCUCUCCACUCUCGUCCCCCUCUCCCCAUUGCUCCUCGUCCCUCACCCCGCCGCAGCAGACACUCCUUCGCCACCACUCCUGCCCAAACAGAGAUCCAACCCUCCCCUGGCCCCUCUCCUCAGCCUUCACCUAGAUCCAAGCAUAAAAAAUCUGCCCAGAUCUCUCUGCCUGACGCUCCUCCUUCCUCUGAGCCACUUCCUCAUCCUCCAAGCGCUGAGGUCACAGCAGAUACUCCCUCCUCUGUCCAGCCUCCCUCUGAUGUUGCUCCUAUAAAUCCUCCAUCCCCCAAAUCCUCCAAGACUUCUUCUCCCCAAAAUGUUUCAUCUUCCUUUGAUCUAUCAUUUCCAAAAUCUGAAUCUGUGAUUACUUAUUUCGCAACGCCCUCCGUUCCUGAUACUACAUCCUCUUCUCAACUCUCCUCUGAAACCACCCUCACCUCAUCUCCUCUCAAACCCUCUUCUCCUUCAUCAUCAUCACUGGAGAAUAUCAUAGCACCAUCCACCACAUCUCCCCAGAAGGCCUCUCUCACUGUAACCACUUCUGUGAUCAAUAAGACCAUCCUCACUGCCCCUCAGCCUCCCCCAUCCAAACCCACCCUCACCUCUGAGCCUCCAUCAGCCCCCCCUCAACUCACCCGGACCCUCUCUCAGCCCCCGUCUCUGCCCAAAAUCUUCCAGUCAGGCUCAGGAAAAGUUCCUGUUUCUCUUCAGCGACGCCCACCAGAGGUUCAGGUUGCAGAUGAUCUUAUAUCAGUUUCUGGCCGUCCUCACAUGUUCAGGCCUCAGAUUGUCAAGUCAAUUGCUCGCCCUUCCUCCCCCUCUCCUUUUUCCCCUGAUGCUCCUCCUCUUGCAUCAGCCCCUCCUCUUCCUAAAUCUCACCCAUCCAUCUCAGAGCCAGGUGUUCAGGGGGUGUGGCUAACAUCUAGUGACAUCACACCUGUCCCUCUGUUGAGCAGCCCUGACCUGGAUGCCCUCUGUGACCCUGUGACUCCAGUCCUGUCUGCCUCUCUCCCACUCUCCUCAUCCUCUUGUUCUUCCUCUGCUCCCUCUACCACCAUUUUAUUCUCCUCUCCUCAUGCGCAGCUCUCCGUUUCUCCUUCUGCUCUCCCUGCUCAGAUCAGCACCUGUCGGUCAGGUCCAAAGUUCCCUCUCAUCCAAGAAGACAAUGAAACACCACUGAGCCAAGACGAGACGUCUCCUCCAAUUAACCAGGCACCAGGAAAUCUCACAACAUCCAACAACCCUGCCAGACCAGCUCAGGACUCAAAGGCAGCCAUCACAGAAAACAAAGCAGAACCUGCAAAAACCAGCCCAAACAGGGAAGAUUCUACUGAUGUGGACUCCCCCAAAAGGCAGCAGCACCAUGCAACAGCAAUAAAAGACUCAGAAACACAUGAGAUAGUCUCACCUCCUGCUCAGCCUCAUGCUCCAUCAGCUAAAGAAGAGCCCAAAGAGCCUGAGGGACCCAGCUGGGAUCCACCAACCUCAACUGAGGUUUCCCCCAAACCAGAGCAAGAUCGUAAAGCUUUAGCGCUGGAGCCUCUCCUUCCUUCAAAGCCAGAGCCAGGGCCACAGCCGGAACAAAUCCUCCACACGACAGGAAAACCACAAAAGGAUGGAGACAAUGCGGAGAAAUUGGACCAUGUUGUGGCCAGUGGUCAGGAGAGUUUGGUUGCCCAAAAAGAGGCAGAAUAUGAGGCAGAGAAGCAGCUGUGGGCAACAGUGGAGGAGACUACAGCGGAGACAGAAGGGAUGGAAAGUAGUGAAAGCAUUGAAGAGAAGGAGGAGAAGCAGGAGGAGGAGGGUGGUGUAACAGGGGGGCUAAAGGGCCAACAAGCUGACCUCUCUGUAGGAAAGAAAACAUCACAUCUUGAGGACAUGAAGGCAACUCGACUUCCUACAUUAGUAGAAGAAGAAACACCUGAUGUGAAGUCUCCUGAUCCUGUCCCGACAGUCAGGGAGGAGGCUGAUGGGAAGGAUGAUGUUGCAGAGAGUCUGGUGAACUCCAGUCAGUCACUGCUCCAGUGGUGUCAGAACAUCACCAAUGGCUACCGGGGGGUAAAAGUCACAAACUUCAGCACUUCCUGGAGGAAUGGACUUGCUUUCUGUGCCCUUCUGCACCAUUUCCAUCCAGACAAAAUAGAUUUUGACAAACUGGAUUCUCAUGACAUCAAGCUCAACAACAAGAAGGCGUUCGAUGGUUUCGAAGCCCUGGGAAUCUCUCGACUGUUGGAGCCGUCAGACAUGGUUCUUCUGUCGGUCCCCGACAGGCUCAUUGUCAUGACCUACCUCAGCCAGAUCCGCUCACACUUCACAAACCAGGAGCUGAGCGUGCUGCAGAUAGAACACAACAGCAGCCAGUCCAGCUAUGGUCUCACUCCCACUGGUCCUGGUCCCACUACGGUGGACGCAGCUGCUUUCUGCAUGUCCAGACUGAAUGAGGGAGUGAGCCUGGAGGAGGGAGGAAGCAGCACACUUGUUGUUCCUCCACCGAGGACCAAGCGACUGCUUAAAGUGGAUGAGUCAAUAACCCCGGUCCCUCCACCAAGGUCAAUGAACAAAGCAGUCAAACCUGGACAGGCCAAGUUUGAUGUCUUUCCUGUCCAGGAUGAAGACUUGAUGGCUCACUCUGCAACAGAAACCACUAAUAAAACAGAGUUGCAAAGUGCAGCGGACACACUGCCUCCCAAACAAGAGGAGGAGCCGAUGUGUCUGCAGGACACCAGUCAGUACGUACUGAGUGAGCUGGCAGCCUUAGAGACGGAGCAGAAGCACAUCGACAGCCGAGCUGCUGUGGUGGAGAGACGACUGCGAAGCCUCAUGGAAACAGGCAGUGACCGUGAUGAAGAAGAGAGGCUGAUCCAGGAGUGGUUUACUCUGGUGAACAAGAAGAACGCUCUGAUCCGUAGACAGGACCACCUGGAGCUGCUGCAAGAAGAGCAGGAUCUAGAGAGGAGAUUUGAGCUUCUGACUAGAGAGCUUCGGGUCAUGAUGGCUAUCGAAGACUGGCAGAAGUCAUCCACUCAGCAGCAGAGGGAGCAGCUGCUCCUCCAGGAGCUCGUUUCUCUGGUUAACCAACGGGACGAGAUCAUCAGAGACAUCGAUGCUAAGGAGAGAGGGGCUUUAGAGGAAGAUGAGCGUCUAGAGAGAGGUCUUGAGAUGAGGAGGAGAAAAUACAACAACAGCAAAGAAAAAUGUGUCAUACAGUGAGGAAGAGACACAGACUGUUUUUCUGACAAACGUAUGACGCCACAACAAACAACUCAGUUGUUUGAGCUUUGAAAUUUUUGCACACAUGAUACAAACAGGAAUUCAGUUUUCCUUGAUUCCUGGUGCCUUUGUUUUUAUGAAGAACUGUUCAUGCUUAUCAUGAAGAAAUCUUGUGGUAAGAUAAGGGCUGCAAAAUGUGUCAUCUUUAAAAGGUGUUCUUAUUGUUUUCAGUCUGUCUUAAUGUUAAAGUAUUUUAAGUGAAGUUGAUGUGUUUUUAUUUAUUUAAAUACUGUUUCAGACUGUUGUACUCCGAUUGCACAUGUGGUGAUUUGUGUUUUUGUGUGUUUGUUGUUCUUAGGGUUUGUCUCAUUCUCUUUUCACCUUCUUUUUAUACUAUUUUAGUAAAGGUUUCCUUCUUGUCCAAAACUAUAAGAUUUAGCCAAAAGUUGUGAAGUCCUGCAAACUUUAUCAGAAUAGUUUGUUGUUGCUUUGAAAUACUUUUAAGUUAAACACUUUAUAAGUUGUGAGCUGGACUCAAACCCAGGAUUUUGAGAGUAACAUUUUCAACUUUUUUGAGAUACCCUGAAACUAUUCUCUCUUAUUGCCAAGAUAUAAUCUCAACUGUUUUCUUUUUUUAAAGUUAUCUUGAUAGGUUGAAGCCAUGUUUGAGCACAAAAGAAGCUCAAAGUGAUCUCAUGCUUUAAGUUUGUAUCUGAAGUGCCUUUAAAAAAACAUAACUUAUACAGCUGUGAUGUUUAUUUCUGCUUAUUUCACAGGAUUGAACACGUUUCCUCAUUUCUGUUCUUUGACUGCUGUGUGCAUGUUUUUAGAUUUGUGCUGUUAAAGUGGUACUCCAUCUCAUGUCACUACUGUAAACCUAUCACACUGUUUCCCUAUGUUGUCUUUAUUUAUGAUGUAAAAAUGUAAUGACUAAUAAUAUUGAUAUGUGUUUAAAAAUCAAUAUUGGUUGGCUUACAACUUUGGAUUUGUAGUUUUGUUUUAGUUUCAAGCACAACAAUAAAAAUGUAAAAUCAUGA